AUGCAGAAGACCCAAUCCACGUGGUUGUUGUGGCGUUGGACUGGAACUCGAGGCGACACUCUGGAAAGUUUUUUAGAAUUUUGGGAGAAUCUUAGAACCCUAGAAUCUCAGAAUCUCAGAAUCUCAGAAUCUCAGAAUCUCAGAAUCUCAGAAUCUCAGAAUCUCAGAAUCUCAGAACCUCAGAAUCUCAGAAUCUCAGAAUCUCAGAAUCUCAGAAUCUCAGAAUCUCAGAAUCUCAGAAUCUCAGAAUCUCAAAAUCUCAGAAUCUCAGAAUCUCAGAAUCUUAGAAUCUCAGAAUCUCAGAAUCUCAGAAUCUCAGGAUCUCAGAAUCUCAGAAUCUCAGAAUCUCAGAAUCUCAGAACUUUCAAAAUUUUCCAAACUUCUUUCAGAAUCCUCAAAAUCAACAAAAUCCUAACCGAUUUGUGCACUGCCGUGUUGUUAUUUUCGAUAAUAAUCGGAGCAUUCGGAGAGUAG
Messenger RNA from Caenorhabditis briggsae, 474 nucleotides. The transcript is spliced from 2 exons. Bases 1 to 474 code for a protein of 157 amino acids. The record is from RefSeq and is a predicted model, not a curated record. NCBI's taxonomy places the organism in Eukaryota, Metazoa, Nematoda, Chromadorea, Rhabditida, Rhabditidae.